CAAGCAGAGAGACCCGCCAGGCCCACGCGGACCACGCUCACACUCCUCAGGAUGGUGUCCUGCAAGACUGUGGCUGCCCUGCUGGUGGUUCAUGUUGUUGCUCUGCUGGCCUCCCAGACAGAAGCCUUCGUUCCCAUCUUCACCUACAGCGAGGUCCAGAGGAUGCAGGAAAAGGAGCGGACCAAAGGGCAAAAGAAAUCUCUGAGUGAACAGCAGAGGUCUGAAGAGAUGGGUGCUCUGGACCUCGCGGAGCCCACAGGGGAGAAAGAAGACCAAGUUAUCAGGCUGACUGCUCCCAUGGAAAUUGGAAUAAGGAUGAACUCCAGGCAGCUGGAAAAGUACCGGGCUGCCGUGGAAGGGCUGCUGAGCAAGCCAAAUGACAGCCCACUGCACUCCUGGGAGAAGGUGGUGGGUGGCAGAAACUGAGAGGCCCACCCCCAGGGAGGCCCCGGAAGGCUGCAUGGCCUGGCAGUGGGACUGGAAGAAAAUCACCUUCUCCCAAGCAAAUCCCCCUCCAGCGAAUAAA
Molecule: messenger RNA, 526 nt
Organism: Phyllostomus hastatus (greater spear-nosed bat)
Lineage: Eukaryota; Metazoa; Chordata; Mammalia; Chiroptera; Phyllostomidae
Gene: MLN
Product: motilin
Exons: 5
Coding region: 52-426 (124 amino acids)
Cellular component (GO): extracellular region
Molecular function (GO): hormone activity; motilin receptor binding
Source: RefSeq, a predicted model, not a curated record